Cladophialophora carrionii CBS 160.54 is the source of this 3588-nucleotide messenger RNA. RefSeq lists its product as uncharacterized. The transcript has 3 exons. The record is from RefSeq and is a predicted model, not a curated record. The coding region runs from base 1 to 3588 and encodes 1195 amino acids. Gene Ontology annotation, biological process: tubulin complex assembly; microtubule cytoskeleton organization; post-chaperonin tubulin folding pathway. NCBI's taxonomy places the organism in Eukaryota, Fungi, Ascomycota, Eurotiomycetes, Chaetothyriales, Herpotrichiellaceae. Gene Ontology annotation, molecular function: beta-tubulin binding; GTPase activator activity.
AUGGAUGCAUCGGAGCUUGACCUGGACGCCAAACUCUACAAAGCAUCGGGCACUCUUCUUGCUGAACUUCAGCACAAGCUACCAUUAUUGUUGUAUCGUGGUGAACGGGCUCCUCGAAGAUGCGUCCUCGAUACGAAAAGCACAGAGCUGAGUCUACUGCUCGACAGGUUCCAAGAGUGGCCUCAGCUCCUUGAUCCCUGUUUAGCAAAUCUCGUUCAACUCCUCACUGAUGCCUUUCUUGGCUAUCUCACUACAUCAAAAGAUCAAUAUGGUCCGACCCGAAGCCGAGGUACAGCCGGUGUCUCUCCCUUGCCCCGGGCGAUAUGCAGCCUUCUGUACUCGUUGUGCAAAGUCAGAGGAUACAAAGUUAUUGUUCGUUUGCUCAACAAUGAGCCCAAGUACCUGAAGCUUAUGCUUUCCACUUUCCGUGCCUGGGACGUGCCUGGGGCGGGUAUGACCUGGGAAGAGCGGUAUAUUAUGUUGCUAUGGCUCUCCCACCUAUUGCUUGCUCCUUUCGAGUUGGCCACCAUCUCGGUCCAGGAUGGGCGGGUCCGUGACGCCGCUGUGCCAGGGGAACUGGGUGGCCUGCCCGGCAUAGCGGGCCAAGUCAUCAGCCUCGCUUUGCAGCAUUUGGGUGGCGCCGGCAAAGAACGUGAAGCUGCAAGUAUAUUGUUGGUACGCUUGAGUUGGCGAACGGACAUGCAAGCCAACGACUUGUCCACACGGCUGGUGCACUAUACUAGCCGUGAAUUGCUGUCGAGUUCCGACAUGGCCACCCUCACACCGUACCAGGCUCUUGGUUUCCUCUCACUUUUGUAUGGUAUUACCAAUUCUGGUUCGGACAGCGGAGUCGCACCAUAUCUACAAGCUCUCUUCGAUUCGACCAUGAAAAUUGCUCUGGACCAACGCAAUCAGUUUGCAUCCAUCAGAGACUCUGCCCCUGCAAGGAAGUGGGUUCUCAAGAUCUUGCGCGCCAUCUUAACACAUGCUUUAUCGUUGAGUUUGAGAGACAGUGCAAACCAGCCGCAUCAGCUCAAUGCGAUGCUAGAGGAGAGUAUCCAGUAUCUCCUUGACGCUCUGGGCGAUAAUGACACGCCCGUCAGGAUGGCCGCCGCCAAAGCGCUCAGUGUGAUCGCACUGAAACUCGAUCCAGCCAUGUCUGCUGAAGUUGUUGAAGCCGUCUUGGGCUGUUUGGAAGAAAAUGUCCUGCUUGAGGAUACUCACACUCAGAGACUUGUUGCUAUCACCGAUACAGCUCGCGCUGACACAAUAGGGAUGAGGAGAAAUAUAAAUGCGGUCGAUCCGCUGAGAUGGCAUGGUCUUAUGCUGACUCUUGCCCACCUGCUGUUUCGCCGAUCACCGCCACCUGACAUGCUGUCAGAAAUCCUCCAGGCGCUGAUUCUGGGUUUGGAGUUUGAACAGCGUUCAAAUGUUGGAACUUCACGGGGAGUCGGUGUACGCGAUGCAGCAUGCUUUGGUUUGUGGGCACUGGCUCGAAAAUACAGCACUGCCGAGCUGGAUAUGGUCCCGGUUGCGAGUUUUCCCGAAGUGAGCAGGAAUGAAUAUUCGGACUGCAAAAGCGUCUUGCAGUUAAUCGCUAUUAAGUUGGUCGUCUCGGCUUGCUUCGACCCUUCGGGCAAUAUUCGACGAGGCGCUUCCGCAGCGCUACAAGAGUUGAUCGGCCGGCAUCCUGAUACUAUCGCUGACGGCAUCCCUGUCGUCCAGAUUCUGGAUUACCAUGCAGUAGCCCGACUGUCUCGAGCUAUGACCGAAGUCGCUCCGCAGGCAGCUGGUUUGGAUGUGGUCUACCACGGACCUCUUCUACAAGCGCUGACAGAAUGGCGGGGUGCACGUGCUGCUGAUGUGAAUCAGCGUCGCUGGGCUGCCAGCGCUCUUCGGAUACUAACGAAAAGCUCGCCUCUAUCAAAGACGUCCACUUUCGCUGAGGCCAUACUCAAGCGGCUUUCUGAUCUCAAGGCUGUGAACAUAGGUAGCACGGCGGCUGCGAGACAUGGGCUGCUCCUAGCGCUGUCGUCCAUACUGCAGUCGAUGAGGAAAGGAGAUACUCAAUUCGUUACGUCCUGGUUGGGGGGAAACGGAAGGUUGAUCCUGGACCUUAAGAAGCUGACUGGCAAAAUCGAAGGUCGCACGACAGCAGAUAUUGAAUUGGUGAUGGAAGGUGUAGCUGUGCUGGUCCGCGAAAUAUGUAAGUGCUCAAACUCUGCAGAUCCUCCUUGGGUGUCCAUGCAGGGUUGGACGGCAACCGCCGUUGAAGUCCUCAACCAUUGCACAGUGGCUGGAACUAAGGACAUUGUUGUCCGCUCAAGCGCCGAAGCCUUUGUGGAGCUGUUCAAAGUCCUUCCACCUGAAGCGGGCAUGGAGUUGAUCGAGCGAUGGCUGGACAGCAAGCAGCAACCGCCAUCUGCUUUCGCUAGCAAAGGCCGCAUGAAAGUGCUAAGCUUGAUUCAUGGGCACCUGUCAGCACGGCUGGGCAGCAAUGAAACCCGAAAGAAGAUUCUAAAGUACAUUAUUGGUAUCAUUGAGGGCGUUUACAAGAUCGAGACAAGAGUCGACGCCAUGGAAGCUCUCGGAGUCAUCCUUACAAACGACUUUUCAGAGCACGCGGAAGUCUCCGUCACCCUGUCGAGUGUGCUCCAACGAGGCCUAACAGACUACACGAAUGAUCAGCGAGGAGAUAUUGGCUCGAUCUUGCGCCUUCAGACGCUCGAGACGGUCGACGCUUAUCGUGGUCACUGCAGCGCUCAUGGUGAGAGCGCUGCGGUCUUGAGACAAGUAAUGCCUCUAGUGGUGAAACUCGCCGCAGAGAAGCUAAACAACGUGCGCUUCCGGGCCUGGAAAUGUCUUGAGAACUACCUGCAGACAGACUCGUCUUUACCUGCCUUUCAGGGAACCUUUCAAUUCCCAGCAGAUGUGUCUUCGGCGGCGUAUUUUCAGCAACUCAUGCGAUUAUUGUCUGUGCCUUGGGCGCACAGGCACCUCAUCCUCGGCUUUAUCUCGUCCGCAACUUCCGGGAGCGAAGAUACCUGUCGUGCUGCGAGCACAGCAUUUGUCUCAUACAUGCAGUCUUUGGAACCGCUCCAGGGUGAAGAAUCGAUCGCAAGGGUGUCAGCUAUAAUCCUGGAAGAGCUUGCAUUGAGGGCUACCGAGGAUGACCGGCAGGUCCUGCCAUUGCUUGACUUUCUUUGCUUUAUGAUCGACGAAGACCUUUUCUCUACCAAGCUGUUCGGCCAGUCGAACAAUGUCGACUUGGAAAUUUGGAGCUCCAUGCAGCGACUCCACAGCCCGUCAUCAACCAUGCAACGGAUGGAAUCAUUGAUGAAUGUGUAUUCAAGGCUGUUGUCUAUUGAUAUUUACCGAGCUCGUGCGUUGGACAAGCUCACACGUCAGUUGCUCCACCGCUGGCCCAAGGUUCGUAACACUGCAGCCGACUUGCUCUACCUCGAUAGUCCGGUUGAGACUCUAGCUUCAAACGACUGGAACGCUCCUGUUGCCCAAAACAAGGCAGUGGUUCUGAGCCUGCGGAAGCAGCUCGGCGUGGUCAGUCGACCGAAUGCCAACGGACAGUGA